UUUACUUCCUGUGCAGCUGCUGCUGGACAGAGCCAAAGAACUGAGCAAUAUCAGGUAUUGAUGUAGCUGGAGUGAAUAAGGGAACCUUCUUCCUGAGUACAGACAUUGGAGCCUGUUAUCAGCAUGAACUCAUAUGUGUUAGACAAACACAUGAAUAGUUCAUAUCCAUCCUUCACUAUAGGAAGCAACAGAAUGAUACCGCAAACUCUAAAAGUCUUAGACACUAAUGACUAUUCACAAACAUUGGGGAUAUCACAGCAGCUAUUUAAAGAAGAUGGUGAAUUGGCAGGAACCGUGAAGCAAUCAUUAUGUACAGAGAGUAAUUUAGUAAUCAAACAAGAGGACAACAUUUAUGAGUUAUCUAGUGAAAUUAUUAUCCCAGAGGAUACACCACACACAUUUACUGAGUUUUCAAAACCUAUUAAAGAAGGGAAAAGUCUACAGUCUAGCCAAAUGAUUCAUACAAAGGAGAAAUCUUUCAAAUCUACAAAAUGUCCUAAAAGCUUUAGAUGGGAGUCUCCUCUACUAGAACAUUACAAAAUUCACACAGGUGAGAAACCACACACAUGUCCUGAGUGCGGCAAAUGCUUUACACAAAUGGAUCAUCUGAAAACUCAUAAAAAGAUUCACACCGGAGAAAAGCCGUUCACAUGUACAGAGUGUGGAAAAAGUUUUACACAAAUGUAUUGUCUGAAAACUCAUGAAAUGAUUCACACAGGAGAAAAUCCUUUCACAUGUACAGUGUGUGGAAAAUGUUUCACAGAAAAGUGUAGUCUGAAAACUCAUGAAAGAAGUCACACAGGAGAAAAGCCGUUCACAUGUACAGAGUGUGGAAAACGUUUUACACAAAAGAGUGAUCUGAAAAAGCAUAAAAGGAGUCACACAGGAGAAAAGCCUUUCACAUGUACAGAAUGUGGAAAAAGUUUUACACGUAUGAAUAAUCUGAAAACUCAUGAAAGGAUUCAUACAGGAGAAAAGCCGUUUACAUGUACAGAGUGUGGAAAACGUUUUACACACAAGAGUGAUCUGAAAAAGCAUGAAAGGAUUCACACAGGAGAAAAGCCUUUCACAUGUACAGAGUGUGGAAAAAGUUUAACACACAAGAGUGAUCUGAAAAUUCAUGAAAGGAUUCACACAGGAGAAAAGCCUUUCACAUGUACAGAGUGUGGAAAAAGUUUUACACAUAUACAUUGUCUGAAAAUUCAUGAAAGGAUUCACACAGGAGAAAAGCCUUUCACAUGUACAGAGUGUGGAAAAAGUUUUACACAAAAUAGUAAUCUGAAAAAGCAUGAAAGGAGUCACACAGGAGAAAGCGUUUCACAUGUACAGAGUGUGGGAAAAGUUUUACACAUAUAAAUUGUCUGAAAACUCAUGAAAUAAUUCACAAGGGAAGAAACCUUUCACAUGUUUAUAAAGUAGAAAAAAGGUUUUCCAUUUAAAGGGAAGGAGAGUCCUCGGCUUCAUUCAUUACUAGUGGGAAUUAAGAACCUGGCCACUGGGAGGCAGCAAAGACACCACAGCCAAAGGCUUAAAUACCUCCCCCACUCCCCUCAUCCCCCAGUCAUUCUUUGUCUUUCAUUACAGGGGGUGGCAGAGAGGUGCUGGAAAAUCGGAGGUCUCCCCUCUUGUAAGGUGUAUCCAGUCCACGGAUUCAUCCAUUACUUGUGGGAUAUUCUCCUUCCCAACAGGAAGCUGCAAGAGGAUCACCCACAGCAGAGCUGUCUAUAUAGCUCCUCCCCUAACUGCCACCUCCCAGUCAUUCUCUUGCAGCUCUCGACAAGGGAAGCAGCUAGAGAGAUGUGGUGCAUUAAUGUAGUUUAUCUUCAAUCAAAAGUUUGUUAUUUUCAAAUGGUACCGGAGUUGUACUAUUUUAGCCUCAGGCAGAAAGUUGAAGAAGAGUCUGCCUGUGGUCUUUGAUGAUCUUAGCAGGUUGUAACUAAGAUCCUUUGCUGUUCUCAUACAUAACUGAAGAGAUGGGUAAGUUCAGCUGGGGGAAUAGCGUGCAGGGUCUCCUGCUUUGAGGUAUGUGCAGUUUUAAAUUUUUCUAGAGAAAUGAUGAGCUAGAAAAUGCUGACAAUACCGGAUUUAUUUAAGGUAAGCCUGAUUACAGUGAUUUAAUAACGACUGGUAUCAUGCUUGCUGUAAAGGGUAAUAUUAUUAUUAUUUACUCACAUUACUGAAUAGAUAUAACGUUUGCUUGAGGUGUAUACACGUUUAUUUCAUAUUGGUGAUAAAACUUUAUUCUGGGGUCCAGUUUUUCCACAUGGCUGACUAGAUUUUGCCUAGGGAUAGUUUUUUAAGGCCCUCUCACUGUGAGUACAGGUUGGGAGGGGCCUAUUUUCCAUUAGUUUUUGCAGCUUGAGACAUCCAGCUUCCCUGAAGGAGUCCCCUGAAAAUGUAGGACCUCUCUAAGGGGUUUUUGUGCCUUCCAAAUUCGUUGUAUGGGCAGGUAGGGCCACAGUAGAGCUGUGGCAGUUUGUUGUGACUGUUUAAAAACGUUUACAGGUAUACCUCACUUUACAGCGAUUCGCUAAUACAGCGCUUUGUGGAGCUGAAGUUCAACCUCCAAGGAUUUUGAAACAGUGCUGUAAUCUUUGUGUGAUUGCGAGAAAAGUUACUUGCACCAUUUUGUUAUGUGCAGUUCACUCUGUUUACAGCAUUACAGUGCAAUCUGUGUCUCAGUGCUAUAGUCUGGCAAAUUUUACUACAGUAAUUGUCACUAUUUUACAGGUACAGUAUUUAUUGAAUACUAAUUGAAUACUGUGCCGUGCUACUGUUAAACUAAACAUAGCACUAUUGCACCCCUAAUAUAUGUUAGUUUAAACACACUGGCAAGUGAAAAGAAAGCUAAAACUGCCUUGUUUCACUUUAAGGCGCUUUUCACUUUACAGCGGGGCUCCGGUCCCUAACCCACUGUAUGAGCGGAGUAUACCUGUAUAUCGUUUUUUUGAUCCGGUUUUGAAACUAAGGGGUUAAUCAUCCAUAUGCAAGUGGGUGCAAUGCUCUUUCAGCCUAUUAUACACACUUUAAAGAUUUCGUAAGAUUUACUGCUUUUUUCACUGUUUUAGCAGUUUCUGUGAUUGUUUUUUUCUCUUAAAGGCACAGUACCGUUUUUAUUUUUUGCUUGUUCACAGUUAUUAAAGUGUUUUCCAAGCUUGCUGGUCUCAUUACUAGUCUGUUUAAACAUGUCUGACAUAGAGGAAACUCAUUGUUCAUUAUGUUUAGAAGCCAUUGCGGAACCCCCUCUUAGAAUGUGUACCAAAUGCACUGAUUUUACUAUAGAUUACAAAGACCAUAUUCUGGCUUUAAAAAAUUUAUCACCAGAAGAAAUUGACAAGGAGGAAGUUAUGCCGUCUAACUCUCCCCACGUGUCAGAUCCUAUAAAUCCCGCUCAGGGGACGCCAAGUACAUCUAGCGCGCCCAUUGCGUAUACCUUGCAAGACAUGGCGGCAGUUAUGAAUCGUACCCUUACAGAGGUAUUAUCUAAACUGCCAGGAUUGCAAGGAAAGUGAGACAGCUCUGGGACUAGAAUAAAUACAGAGCUCUCUGACGCUUUAGUAGCUAUCUAUGAUACACCCUCACAAUAUAAUGAAGCUGAAGCAGGGGAGCUUCAAUCUGUGGGUGAUUUUUCUGAUUCAGGGAAGAUACUUCAAUCUGAUUCUGAUAUGUUUACAUUUAAAUUUAAGCUUGAACACCUCUGCGUAUUGCUCAGGGAGGUUUUAGCAACUCUGCACGACUGUGACACUAUUGUAGUCCCAGAGAAAUUAUGUAGAUUGGAUAAAUACUAUGCAGUACCUACUUACACUGAUGUUUUUCCAAUCCCUAAAAGGUUUCCUGAAAUUAUUACUAAGGAAUGGGAUAGACCAGGUGUACCGUUCUCUCCCCCUCCUGUUUUUAAAAAGAUGUGUCCUAUAGACGCCGCUACACGGGACUUAUGGCGGAGGGAGCAGUUUCUACUCUAGCUAAGCGUACCACUAUCCCUGUCGAGGACAGUUGUGCUUUUCUAGAUCCAAUGGAUAAAAAAUUAUAGGGUUACCUUAAGAAAAUUUUUAUUCAACAAGGUUUUAUUCUCCAGCCUCUUGCAUGCAUUGCCCCAGUCACUGCUGCCGCGGCUUUCUGGUUUGAGUCUUUAGAGGAGGCUCUACAGGUUGAAACCCCAUUGGAAGAUAUUAUUGACAAGCUUAGGGCCCUUAAGCUAGCCAAUUCAUUUGUUUCUGACGCCGUUGUUCAUUUAACCAAGCUAACAGCUAAAAAUUCAGGUUUUGCUAUUCAGGCGCGUAGGGCGCUAUGGCUUAAAUCCUGGUCAGCUGACGUGACUUCAAAGUCUAAACUUCUCAACAUUCCCUUCAAAGGACAGAUCCUAUUCGGGCCUGUACUGAAGGAAUUAAUUUCUGACAUCACUGGAGGAAAAGGUCACGCCCUUUCUCAAGACAGGUCCAACAAAUUAAGGACCAAACAGUCUAGUUUUCGGCCCUUUCGAAACUUCAAGAGUGGCGCAGCUUCAACUUCCUCUAACACAAAACAAGAGGGAACUUUUGCCCAGUCUAAGCCGGUCUGGAGACCUAACCAGGCUUGGAACAAGGGGAAACAGGCCAAGAAUCCUGCUGCUGCCUCUAAAACAGCAUGAAGGAGCAGCCCCCGAUCCGGAAACGGAUCUAGUAGGGGGCAGACUCUCUCUCUUCGCCCAGGCUUGGGCAAGAGAUGUCCAGGAUCCCUGGGCAUUGGAAAUUGUGUCCAAGGGUUAUCUUCUGGAAUUCAAAACCUCUCCCCCAAAAGGGAGAUUUCAUCUCUCACUUUUAUCUGCAAACCAGAUAAAGAGAGAAGCAUUCUUACGUUGUGUUCAAGACCUCCUAGUUAUGGGAGUGAUCCAUCCAGUUCCGCAGGAGGAACAGGGACAAGACUUUUAUUCAAAUCUGUUUCUUGUUCCCAAGAAAGAGGGAACAUUCAGACCAAUCUUAGAUCUCAAGAUCUUAAACAAAUUUCUCAGAGUCCCAUCCUUCAAGAUGGAGACUAUUCGAUCCAUCUUUCCUAUAAUCCAGGAGGGUCAAUACAGGCACUACCAGUUUGUGGCUCUUCCCUUCGGGUUUGCCACGGCACCAAGAAUCUUUACAAAGGUUCUAGGGUCCCUUUUAGCAGUCCUAAGGCCGCGGGCUAUAGCAGUAGCCCCUUACUCAGACGACAUUCUGAUACAGGCGUCGACUUUUCAAGUUGCCAGGUCUCACACGGACAUUGUUCUGGCAUUUCUGAGGUCGCUUGGGUGGAAAGUGAAUGAAGAAAAAAGUUCUCUAUCCCCUCUCACAAGAGUUUCCUUCCUAGAAACUCUGAUAGAUUCUGUAGAAAUCAAGAUUUACCUGACAGAGGCCAGGUUGUCAAAACUUCUAAAUUCCUGCCGUGUUCUUUAUUCUACUUCUCGCCCUUCAGUGGCUCAGUGUAUGGAAGUAAUCGGCUUAAUGGUAGCGGCAAUGGACAUAGUGCCGUUUGCCCGCCUACAUCUCAGACCGCUGCAACUCUGCAUGCUCAGUUAGUGGAAUGGGGAUUACACAGAUUUGUCCCCUCUACUAAAUCUGGAUCAAGAGACCAGGGAUUCUCUUCUCUGGUGGUUAUCUCGGGUCCAUCUGUCCAAGGGUAUGACCUACUGCAGGCCAGAUAGGACAAUAGUAACAACAGAUGCCAGCCUUCUGGGCUGGGGUGCAGUCUGGAACUCCCUGAAGGCUCAGGGCUUGUGGACUCUGGAGGAGACACUCCUUCCGAUAAACAAUUUGGAACUAAGAGCGAUAUUCAAUGCUCUUCAGGCUUGGCCUCAGCUAGCUGCGGUCAGUUUCAUCAGAUUUCAGUCGGACAACCUCACGACUGUAGCUUACAUCAACCAUCAAGGGGGAACAAGGAGUUCCCUAGCAAUGUUGGAGGUUUCAAAAAUAAUUCUAUGGGCAGAGGUUCACUCUUGCCAUCUAUCAGCUAUCCAUAUCCCAGGAGUAGAGAACUGGGAGGCGGAUUUUCUAAGUCGGCAGACUUUUCAUCAGGGGGAGUGGGAACUCCAUCCAGAGGUGUUUGCACAGUUGAUUCAACUUUGGGGCAAACCAGAACUGGAUCUCAUGGCAUCUCGUCAGAAUGCCAAGCUUCCUUGUUACGGGUUCAGGUCCAGGGAUCCCAAGGCAGCGCUGAUAGAUGCUCUAGCAGCGCCUUGGUCUUUCAACCAGGCUUAUGUGUUUCCACCGUUUCCUCUGCUCCCUCAUCUGAUUGCCAAGAUCAAGCAGGAGAGAGCUUCGGUGAUUUUGAUAGCUCCUGCGUGGCCACGCAGGACUUGGUACACAGAUCUGGUGGACAUGUCAUCCUUUCCACCUUGGACUCUGCCGCUGAGGCAGGACCUUCUACUUCAAGGUCCCUUCAAACAUCCAAAUCUAAUUUCUCUGCGUCUGACUGCUUGGAGAUUGAACGCUUGAUUUUGUCAAAACGUGGUUUUUCCGAGUCGUUCAUUGAUACCUUAAUUCAGGCUCGAAAGCCUGUCACCAGGAAAAUCUAUCAUAAGAUAUGGUGUAAAUAUCUUCAUUGGUGUGAAUCCAAGGGUUACUCAUGGAGUAAAGUCAGGAUUCCCAGGAUAUUGUUUUUUCUCCAAGAAGGAUUGGAGAAGGGAUUGUCAGCUAGUUCCUUAAAGGGACAGAUUUCUGCUCUGUCUAUUCUUUUGCACAA
This is a messenger RNA of Bombina bombina (fire-bellied toad), 6687 nucleotides long. Its product is annotated as gastrula zinc finger protein XlCGF52.1-like. Gene Ontology annotation, molecular function: RNA polymerase II cis-regulatory region sequence-specific DNA binding; DNA-binding transcription factor activity, RNA polymerase II-specific. The record is from RefSeq and is a predicted model, not a curated record. Bases 124 to 1356 code for a protein of 410 amino acids. The transcript has 3 exons. Lineage: Eukaryota; Metazoa; Chordata; Amphibia; Anura; Bombinatoridae. Gene Ontology annotation, biological process: regulation of transcription by RNA polymerase II.